UCUUCUGUUUAUGUGUUUUUUUUUACAAUUUCUUUCCCUUGUUUUUUUAAUUUAUUUUGCUCUUCUUCUCUUUCCCUUUCUCGUCCAUUAAAAAGCCGUCUCGAUCCUCCUCCUUCCUCCACCGCCCUCGCCAAUCCGCCCUCGCCAUGGCCGCCAACGAUGAAGAUUCCGGUAAAUCGUACCCUGAGAUGAUAAUGGAAGCGAUCGAUGCUCUGAACGAGAAGAACGGGUCGAACAAGUCGGCGUUGUCCAAGUAUUUGGAGGCCAGGUACAACGACCUGCCGCCGUCGCACGCGUCGCUGCUGACGGCGCACCUCGCCCGGUUGCGUGAAACCGGCGAGCUCGUCUUCUUGAAGAAUAACUAUUUCCGGCCGGGCCCAAACUCGCCGCCGAAGCGCGGCCGCGGGCGCCCUCCGAAGCCGAAGCCGGCGCCCACCCUCGGUGAGGAAGCCCCCUCCCCGCGUCCCCGCGGCCGGCCGCCCAAGCCCAAGGACUCUCUCUCCGUCUCCGUCACGAAGGUGACCUCCGGCAUCCCCCGGCCGCGCGGCCGCCCGCCCAAGUCAGCCGCCUCGCGUCCCGCCGCCAGCGUUCCCGUCGCCACCGGAGGCGUGGUCAAGCGAGGGCGGGGGCGGCCGCCAAAGGUGAAGCCCACCGCCGAGCCUGCUCUAGUGACUGACGCGGCAUGAUCAAACUGCAAAGUCAACUGCUAAUGCUGAUAUCUCAACUGUUCUCUUCUCCUUUGUUGCGUUGUUGGUAGUAAUCUAGAGAUGGAACUUCGUGGUCAAUGGUGGCGCUUGGAAUCUGCAUGUAAAUUAUGUGGAGCUGUUUGUAGUUUUCUGCUGUACGUAAAGUCACUGACCAAAACUGUUGCAGUGCUUCCUUCACUCUUCUCCUCUCGUGCAACUCUGCAUGCAAACUACUGCAUUUUAGUCUCUGUUUACUUCGUGGCUUUACAGAUACAAAAAAGUCUUCACUUUGUGUUGUGUGGUCA
Messenger RNA from Zingiber officinale, 991 nucleotides. Its product is annotated as HMG-Y-related protein A-like. The coding region runs from base 147 to 686 and encodes 179 amino acids. Gene Ontology annotation, cellular component: chromatin; nucleus; nucleolus. Gene Ontology annotation, molecular function: double-stranded DNA binding; nucleosomal DNA binding. Gene Ontology annotation, biological process: regulation of DNA-templated transcription; negative regulation of DNA recombination; chromosome condensation. Lineage: Eukaryota; Viridiplantae; Streptophyta; Magnoliopsida; Zingiberales; Zingiberaceae. The transcript is spliced from 2 exons. The record is from RefSeq and is a predicted model, not a curated record.